Entamoeba invadens IP1 is the source of this 472-nucleotide messenger RNA. RefSeq names its product pro protein convertase subtilisin/kexintype 5 precursor, putative. The annotation marks the transcript as partial. The transcript has 3 exons. NCBI's taxonomy places the organism in Eukaryota, Evosea, Mastigamoebida, Endamoebidae. The record is from RefSeq and is a predicted model, not a curated record.
AUGUACCUCUCAGAACUGGCGUUGUCUUGUAAUGACUCGUGUACAAGUUGUAAUGGUGGUGCAAACAAAUGCAAUGGGUGUGUACCAGGUUAUUAUCUUCAAAGUGGAGAUAAAUCACCAUGUUUAUUGUGUUCAGACAAAUUUGGAGAAAAUUGCUUGGAAUGUGAUAGAAAUAGUGGGUGUAAAAAAUGUGAAAAUGGGUAUCAGUUGAUCAAUAAAACAACACAAAAAUGUGGAGAUUUCAAUGAAGGAUGCACACUCUGUUCAAACAACAUUUGCAGUCAGUGUUCCGAAGGAUAUUAUCUCGACUCUACCAAAAAUUUAUGUGUGAAGUGCAACAACAAAUUUUCAAAAUGCUCACUUUGUUCUGAGAGUGAAUGUUAUGUGUGUGGCGAUAACUCGACACUGUCAAACAAAGUGUGCGUUGAAUGCAAUCAAAGAUGGGAAGGAUGUGUUGGAUGCAACGACAUUA